CCAACCCACACUCCCAAGAAAGCAGACACUGUUGGCUUGAUCACUCCCCUUUCAGGGAGGGAAAAUGAGGAGGGGGGAGGAGGGAAAGUAGGGGCUAGAAAGGUAACUGGCCCCUCUCUGUGCAAAAAAGUCAUUCUUUGCUGCUCGCACCAGCUUCUUGAUCACCCCAGGGCUAUGUCCCUCAGUCUCAUUCUGCCCAGCCACAUGCACGGACUUUAUUACUUAAGCUAAGUGCAAAACUUAGUAGUUUUGCUUUUUCUUUCUUUUUUCUUCUCUCUUUCUUUCCCUUUCACUCUUCCCAACAACUGAAUCAUGCCAUGGGUCCCGAGGAACUGGGUCGGAAACAUUUUCCUUGUAGUCCAGUUCCUUGACUUUCAGGCGCUGUGCAAUGACAGACAGCCUCAGCCAGGCGCGUUUUCCUUUCCGGACAAGAGGCAAGAACACUUUAUCAAGACUUUGUCAGAGUAUCAUGUGGUGGGUCCUGUAAAAGUAAAUGCAACUGGACAUUUUGUAUCCCAUGCUUUGCAUCAUCAUGCCUCCAGUGGAGGGAAUGCUAGGAGAAGAAGAGAUCUGGAGCACCAAGAUGACCAAGUAUAUUAUAAAAUUGCUCAUGAGGACAAGAACCUGUUUUUUAAUCUGACAGUUAAUCGAGGAUUUCUUUUUAAUAACUACAUCUUGGAGAGACGAUAUGGAAACCUCACAGGUGCCAAAAUGGAAUCCCAUUCAGGCUCUUCCUGCCACUUCCACGGCACAGUACUACAAUCAGGAGUUGGAGAUGGUACUGCAGCUCUUAGUGCCUGCAAGGGACUGACUGGAUUUUUCCGCCUGCCACAUGGAGACUAUUUCAUUGAACCUGUUAAAAUGCAUCCAUUGGCUGAAGGAAAGCAUCACCCACAUAUCAUUUACAAGAGACAAGUACACCCAGAUUCUCUGAAGAGGAGGUGGGCAUCUCCAGAACAAAAAGAACCUGCUUGUGGAUUAAAUGAUAGUCGUGCCAUUUUUCAACAGCAAGAACAACAACGUGAAAGGUGGGAGAGAAACAAUGUGUCAAAGAAAAGACUGUCUCGGAGAUCCAUCAGCAAAGAACGAUGGGUAGAGACCCUGGUUGUAGCGGAUACAAAAAUGAUCGAAUAUCAUGGAAGUGACAGUGUGGAAUCUUACAUCCUCACUAUCAUGAACAUGGUCACUGGAUUAUUCCAUAAUCCAAGUAUUGGCAAUGCCAUUCAUAUUGUAGUGGUCCGGCUUAUUCUACUAGAAGAAGAAGAGCAAGGAUUGAAAAUAGUUCACCAUGCAGACAAGACGCUGGCCAGCUUCUGCAAGUGGCAGAAAAGCAUCAAUCCUAAGAGUGACCUCAACCCUGCCCAUCAUGAUGUGGCCGUUCUCCUAACCAGGAAAGACAUCUGUGCUGGGGUUAAUCAUCCUUGUGAAACCCUAGGCCUUUCUCAUCUCUCUGGCAUGUGCCAGCCUCACCGAAGCUGUAAUAUCAAUGAAGACUCAGGACUCCCCCUGGCUUUCACAAUUGCCCAUGAACUUGGGCACAGCUUUGGCAUCCAGCAUGAUGGAAGAGAAAACGACUGUGAGCCUGUGGGAAGGCAUCCCUACAUCAUGUCCCGUCAGCUCCAGUAUGACCCCACUCCACUCACAUGGUCCAAGUGUAGCAAGGAGUAUAUCACUCGCUUCCUUGACCGAGGCUGGGGGUUCUGCCUGGAUGAUGUCCCCCAGAAGAAAGGCUUGAAGUCCAAGGUCAUUGCUCCUGGAGUGAUCUAUGACAUCCACCACCAGUGUCAGCUGCAGUAUGGUCCCAAUGCAACCUUCUGUCAGGAAGUUGAUAACAUUUGCCAAACAUUAUGGUGCUCGGUGAAAGGUUCUUGCCGUUCAAAGCUGGAUGCUGCUGCAGAUGGGACAAGAUGUGGAGAGAAAAAGUGGUGUAUGGCUGGCAAGUGCAUCACAGUGGGAAAGAAACCAGAGAGCAUCCCUGGAGGUUGGGGUCGCUGGUCACCCUGGUCACACUGCUCCAGGACCUGUGGGGCUGGAGUUCAGAGUGCAGAAAGACUUUGCAACAACCCUGAACCCAAGUUUGGAGGGAAGUAUUGCACUGGAGAAAGAAAGCGCUAUCGCCUUUGCAACAUCCACCCCUGCCGCAUAGAUGUGCCAACAUUUCGGCAGAUGCAGUGCAGUGAAUUUGACACAGUUCCUUACAAAAAUGAGUUCUACCAUUGGUUUCCAGUUUUUAACUCAGAAUAUCCCUGUGAACUCUAUUGUCGGCCCAUUGAUGGACAGUUUUCUGAGAAAAUGCUAGAUGCUGUUAUUGAUGGUACACCUUGUUUUGAAGGAGGCAACAGCAGAAAUGUCUGUAUUAAUGGCAUAUGUAAGAUGGUUGGCUGUGACUAUGAAAUUGAUUCCAAUGCUACUGAAGAUCGCUGUGGCGUAUGCCUGGGAGAUGGCUCUGCUUGUCACACGGUGAAGAAGAUAUUCAAGCAGAAGGAAGGAUUUGGCUAUGUUGAUAUUGGGCUUAUUCCAAAAGGAGCAAGAGACAUUCGAGUUGUAGAAGUCGAAGAAGCUGGAAACUUCCUGGCUAUCAGGAGUGAAGACCCAGAAAAGUAUUACCUAAAUGGAGGAUUUAUUAUCCAGUGGAAUGGAGACUACAAGCUGGCAGGGACAGUCUUUCAGUAUGAUAGGAAAGGGGACUUGGAGAAUCUGAGGGCUGCUGGCCCUACCAAUGAAUCCGUGUGGAUACAGCUCCUGUUCCAAGUGACCAAUCCAGGCAUAAAGUAUGAGUACACAAUACGGAAAGAUGGCAGCUCUGAAAAUGAUAUAGAGAAGCCACAGUACUUUUGGCAGUAUGGCAGCUGGACAGACUGCAGUGCAACAUGUGGGACAGGUAUUCGCCGCCAGACUGCCCGCUGUAUGAAGAAGGGAAAAGGCAUGGUCAGAGCUACAUUUUGUGACCCUGAAACCCAACCCAAUGGGAGGCAAAAGAAAUGCUAUGAAAGGGAUUGUCCACCCAGAUGGUGGGCAGGAGAGUGGCAGGCCUGUUCAGCAACCUGUGGUCUUCAAGGAGAGAAGAAACGAACAGUGCUGUGUAUUCAGACAGUGGGUUCUGAUGAGCAAGCUCUUCCUGCAAAGGACUGCCAUCAUUUGCUUAAGCCAAAGACUCUCAUUUCCUGCAAUAGAGAUGUGCUGUGUCCAUCUGACUGGACAGUGAGCAACUGGAGUGAGUGUACUGUUUCCUGUGGUGGAGGAGUGAGGAUUCGAAAUGUCACUUGUGCCAAGAACAAUGAUGAACCAUGUGACUUUACAAAGAAACCCAAUAGCCGAGCCCUGUGUGGUCUACAACAGUGUCCUUCUGGCCGGCAACUACUGAUCCCUCCUCUGAAACCCAAGAAAGGACCAAUUCCCAAUAGGAGAACUCUUCCCAAACCUAAAUCAACUCCCUCAAGACCUCCCCCUAUGCCUAGUUCCACAGUUCUGACUACACCCAUGAUUUCUGAAACUGUGAACAUGAGCACUACAACAACUAUUAGCCCAAGUCCUGCUAUGUCCUCUGAAGAUCAAGACCCAACAGGAGGAAAAUUGCAAAAUAAUUCAAUCUCCUCUGAGCUAGAUCCUCCUGUUUCCAUUGUUCCUACUGAAAACACAUCACAGCCAAAUCCUACUACUGGUUCUAUAAGUACCCAGACAAGCAACAGAAUUACAACUAGCAAAGGGAACAUUUCCCAUUCAAAAAUGACAUCCACCUCUAAAGUGGAUUUUGUGGUCAAAACAGAUGUUACUCCUGUGUUACCAUUCACCAUAAGCCCAGUGACUUUGCAAGUAACUCCCAUUUUUGAUCAUUUGACGGAGGAGCCAGAAAUAGAAAUCCACAGUGGCUCAGGAGAAGACAGUGAACAGCAUAUAGACAAAACUACUGAUACUCCUGUAAUGUGGACCAAGAGCAAAAGCCUCACAAGCCAGUUUCCAUCUUUAGAUGAAAUAAGUAUGCCCCCCCAGCCCCAACCAACACCAUACCUCAGUGAUCUUACCACAGGGUAUUCAUUCAGCACAACAGCAGAUGGGUUAUUGUCUUCAACAAGGAUCAGUCAACAGUCUACUACUCUUGAGUAUGGCACACUGGAUGUCAAUGCAAUUGUCACCAAAAAACCUUCCCUCCUGCAGCUACAACCACUGCAGAAAAUUGAACCGAUGCCACAUAAAAAGCUAUUAACUCACAUGCAAACAGAAUCUAUGAGCAACAAAACUGUAUCACAAGGCCUUGAAUCUGAUCUGACUGAGGAGGAUGCAAAGAAUCUAAUUGCUGAGGGGUUUUUACUGAAUGCUUCCAAUUAUAAUCACCUCAAAGUGCCUAGUCCAACACAAAGCAUUGCCUACUGGAUUGUGGGUAACUGGAGUGAGUGUUCCACCACCUGUGGCUUGGGUGCUCUUUGGAGACACGUGGAAUGCAGCACUCAGAUUGACUCUGACUGUGAGUCCAUUCAGAAACCUGAUCCUGCCAAGAGAUGUCACCUGCGCCCCUGUGCAGGAUGGAAAGUGGGCACCUGGAGCAAGUGCUCCCGGGAUUGCGGUGGAGGCAUCAAGGCCCGGGAGGUUCGAUGUGUGAAUAGCCAUGACCACCGAAACCUGAGGCCAUUUCACUGUCAAUUACUUGAAAAUAAGCCCCAGUUGAGCACCACUUGUAACAUGGAGCCCUGCCAAGAAUGGAAAACAGAGCCCUGGAGCCAGUGCUCCAAAACUUGUGGAGGUGGUAUCCAAGAAAGAUUGGUUCAUUGCCCAGGAGACCGUUGUGAUUGGCAGAUGAGACCCGACUCCACUAGGCAUUGUAACAGGCAUUCUUGUUCCCAUUGGGUAAAAGGGACAUGGAAUUUGUGUACUGUUUCCUGUGGUGGUGGCAUUCAGCAGAGAAUGGUCCAGUGUAUCAACUCAGAGAGUAAUAAAACAGAGGACCCCAGCCUAUGUGAAAGCACCCUCAAACCUCUGGAAUCACGGAAGUGCAACGAGCAAGAAUGCAGGAAACACACAGAUAUACCUUGCAGAAAGGACAAACUGACAUCCAUUUUCUGCCAGACACUGAAAACGAUGGGCAAAUGCUCUGUCAUCACUUUAAGAGCUCAGUGCUGCUAUACAUGUGGUAAGCCUCACACCAUGCAGUCUCGACAGCCAAAAAAUCGACAUGGCUUCAGAAAAUCCAAACUGCUCUGAUGCCGGAAAGAAUCCAUCCUUCACCAAAGACAACAGCAACCUGCUAGACAUGAUGAGUUCUGGGGUCUGGGUUAAUUUUAUUGAGGUCUCAGUUCCUUUGUUUCAUUUGAAAUUGGGUAAUUAAAAAAAAAAUCCUAUUGUAUCCCUCUAUUCUAAUGGAUGUUGUUGAGCUGUAAUACGUGCUGAUACCUGGAAGAAAGGUGAGAUGUCUAAUCAGGUUAGUUUUAUGGAUUCCUGCCAUUCUUUACAGGGUAUAACUUCUAUGAAAGAUGCCAAAUUGAAUAAUCCUAUAAAGUCUUGUGUCUCCUCAAAGGGGGUGAGUGGUCUGAACUUUUCAUUCUACCUCAGGCAUGCACAAAGGACUGUGGUUGGAGGAUAUAAUGAACUCCUACUGAUUUCCCUUGAUGACUCACUCUGCCCUCUCACCUGCCCCUCAAAGUUGUUUAGAAUCCUCAGAGGGAUAGUUUAUAAGUUUUCACAAUGCCAUUUACACUUAAUCCAAACCAAAGGAAAAGCUUUAUAUGACCAAUAUUCAGUGGAAAGCAUAGUGGAAGAAGUAAUCUAUUUCCUGACCAAUCCCCCCAAGUCUUCUAUUUGCAACCCUGAGUUGAAGAAUUAGAUGUUAGAGGAUUGAAAUAAGACCUUUAUGAUUAGAUCUGCUAUUUUUGUGAGCUUUUGUCAGUGUUCACAAAAUAAAUACAAGCAUUCAUAAAAAGGGUUAGGGUGAAUAGUACAAAGUCUAAAGCCUCAGUAAUAAAGACUAAUGAAACUUCAAGUAGGUCCUUCAUAAAUACUUUUCCAAUUAAAUUCAAUAAACCUCUACUAUGUAUUAGAUUUGACAAAGGUAAAAAUUAAAUAUUUCCUGAUCUCAAGAAUUUUGCAUUCU
Messenger RNA from Sarcophilus harrisii (Tasmanian devil), 6082 nucleotides. It is a transcript of the gene ADAMTS12, whose product is annotated as ADAM metallopeptidase with thrombospondin type 1 motif 12. The record is from RefSeq and is a predicted model, not a curated record. Bases 313 to 5196 code for a protein of 1627 amino acids. NCBI's taxonomy places the organism in Eukaryota, Metazoa, Chordata, Mammalia, Dasyuromorphia, Dasyuridae. Gene Ontology annotation, cellular component: extracellular matrix. Gene Ontology annotation, molecular function: metalloendopeptidase activity. The transcript is spliced from 24 exons. Gene Ontology annotation, biological process: proteolysis; extracellular matrix organization.